Molecule: messenger RNA, 2717 nt
Organism: Periconia digitata
Lineage: Eukaryota; Fungi; Ascomycota; Dothideomycetes; Pleosporales; Periconiaceae
Source: the annotation of a GenBank genome assembly
UGUCUUCUGGUUCCAAGAUGCAGUAAUCAACUAAGUUUGCAAACAAUGCUCAAGGGCAUGAGAAUGCGUAACCUAUCAUUGGCUGUUGUCCGUUUGCAAUUUUACAAUUGCCUCUACUGUGUUGCGUCUUCACAGAGCGCCACACUUAGCCUCGACUCUCACUCAAUUCUCUCACUUCACCCCGCUUGCCUCCAAUACAAAUCAACCACAGACCAGCACCACUUCGCAAUCCGGUCGCGAUCCUAGAGCGAGAGUUUUCUCCGUUUCAGCCCGGCGCAAGUUAAGUGGCAAUGGACAUCCCUCUGCGUCCACUCAUGGGCAAACCCGCCCAGCCCAGCAAUCGUCUUCUCGAUCUCUUCACCACAGGCGGUAAAGACAAACCCUCAGCUGAGCUUCGUCACGCCUUGUCCCUCCUUCAGGUGCGGGAUCUCGAUAGCCUUGAAAACCACUUUCUGGCACUCGAAGCCUUCUUGAAGCCGUGGUCUCACUACCGCGACACCUACCUUUUGCUUCGUCCAGAAUACCCGACGGUGCAACAGACCCAGGCUGUGAUCACCGCUGCUAGGGCUGACAGCACGACCAAGAGAUCCCACAUCCUUUGGUUCUAUACGCACUUUUUGAAUGGCGAGUUGAGGUAUGAUGCCCGCGCCGACGAGACUUCGACCAGCUUCACCCGCGACGAGACGCAAUAUGGCCAGUUUGACCAAUCAAACUGGGGUCAAGCCGAGUACGAGAAGCUCCUAUAUGCCUGGCUACUCCAAGAAUUCAAGGUCGGCAAGACUCGCAAUCCAUACGGGUUUCGCUACUUUGAACUGCAGAAUGUUUGUUCCGCCUGGGAAUACGUUUUCCUUCCCAUCGUCACUGCCGUUCGGGAUUCCUACGACGUCAAAGGUCGUAAAUACUACGGUCGACUUGCCAACUUUAUCGAAGAGAGGUCUCCUAGUCGUCUCGCGUUUCCACAAGGCAGCAGUGACGUACACGCCGAACCUAUGAGCACGGCUAUGCCGCGUCGUGUGAUGUCUUUCUCAAAGAAAGGGCAGCGCGUGAGCGCUACGGCGCAGAAGCUUUCGCCUAUCAAGAGCACACCAACGCGUGAGCGGACUUUCAUCACUGCAGCAGACAUUGCUGAAGUGGAUGCGGAGCUAAGGAUCGUGUCGGAGAAAUACGGAGGUGUCAUCGAGCGGCCGAAGUACAAAAAGAAUAUAAAAGAAUGGCUUGCUUUGCAGAAGGAUCGUGCUAAGCAGAGGAAACGCUUCAAGAAUUCGGCUGAUGACAACAGUGGCGAGAGUUCCAUGUUCGGUUGUAGGGGCAUCGACUCACCGGGCAGUCCUACUCAAGCGUUCCAGGCGCGACGUUCUAAGAGUUUUCGAUCGGUAGAGGGUGGUCGCUCACCUGUAUCGCCUUUGUCACCUAUAUUCGCUCCUUCAAUAGGUUCGUCGGACGGUGAGGCGGGGAGCAAGGACAAAAGCGACGGAACGAAGACAAAGCUGAAGCGUCUUGUACCCUUUGGCAUGUAUGGAUAUGCGGACGCAGAUGCCGGUCAACCGUCACCAAAGAGUUCUGAUCACGGCGUCACUCGCUUUGUCGAGUUACCUGAGACGCCUCCCAAGCCUAGUCACGAGAACACCUCUUCGGACGUGGCGAAAGACGAAGAAGACCAGCCAUGGACAAAGCCAGUUGCUCCUUUUGCUAGUCCGACCUUCGAACGGAAAUCAUCUGAUGGUGUCUAUACAGCGAUACGAAACUCGAAUCCAUUCAAUGAAGAUUACGGAACUCCACGCAAGGGACUAGUGCUUGAGGAGGAUAUGGACGACAUGUCUGUAUACUCUACUAUGGGUCCACCGAGCGCGAUUCCGGAGCCUCUUUUCAGGAGAGACGCCAACCAUAGCAAGUAUGAGGAAGAGGGCGCACGUAGGCCAAGCUACGAGGGAACUGCAUACGGCCAUGUCAUGCCAUCCGCCUUCGUCGAGCAGAAGAUGGAAGCGAGUCCGGACCAGGCGCAGAAACAACCACAGCCAACUAUCAUUCUCAAUAACAGGCCGAACCGAGCUCCUGAGCCAUUGCAUUUGCAUCCAAUCACCAAGUGGGCCAUCCGAUCUACCGAGUCGAUCCCAGAACGCACCCCAUGGUCGGGUACGGGGUCCCCCAGCACAUCUUCCAUAUCGCGAACCGGAUUUUCACCCGGAGACAAAGAUUUUGUUGACCAUGGCCCACCUCCCCCUAUACCAAUGAGGAGUCCGCGGCGUGCGCAAACUGUUCGGGUGAGCAGCAAUAUCAGCAACGGCCAGGAAUCCUCGUCGGGCUCUCCUCGCAUGCGUCGUAUCCUGGAAAAGUCCAUGACGCGGUCCUCUUCGGUUCACAGCGGCGAGUCAAACUUGACCACAUCUAGCUCUUCAAAUGCUCCGGCUAAAAUAUCGCGAGAGAAUAUUCGCGCGCGUCUUGCUCUAAGUAGAAAUACCGUUGGCCUCAAUUCCGGUGAGAAUGCAGCUGGAAAACUAGCGACAACAACAGAGGUUGGGAAGGAAACGGAGGAUGAGCAGAAGUCUCCGCAACGCCAGCAAGGAAACAAUGAGCUCGUGGGCAACAAGCACGAGGGGAACCAUGCCAGCCACCCUUCUACUUCGCGUUCCCAUCCUUUCAAUACUUUCAACAAACACCACUUCCCCCACAACAAGCUCGGUCAAGACUCUCCAAACUUGAGCCCCGAUUACUUCUAA